GGUGCUGUCGAGCCCAUGCAGAUUGACGUAGAUCCACAAGAAGAUCAGCAGAAUGCGCCUGACAUCAACUAUGUGGUGGAGAACCCCACGCUGGACUUGGAGCAGUACGCGUCCAGCUACAGCGGGCUGAUGCGCAUCGAGCGGCUGCAGUUCAUCGCCGACCACUGCCCGCAGCUGCGGGUGGAAGCGCUCAAGAUGGCUCUGUCCUUCGUCCAGAGGACGUUCAACGUCGACGUGUACGAGGAAAUCCACCGGAAGCUGUCCGAGGCCACCAGGGAACUGCAGAACACCCCCGAUGCUGUCCCCGACGGCGGGAUUGAGCCCCCGGCUCUUGACACAGCCUGGGUUGAAGCUACGCGCAAAAAAGCUCUUCUGAAGCUGGAGAAGCUCGACACAGACCUGAAAAACUACAAAGGGAACUCCAUCAAGGAGAGCAUCAG
Molecule: messenger RNA, 440 nt
Organism: Eurypyga helias (sunbittern)
Lineage: Eukaryota; Metazoa; Chordata; Aves; Eurypygiformes; Eurypygidae
Product: COP9 signalosome complex subunit 1-like
Exons: 3
Cellular component (GO): COP9 signalosome
Source: RefSeq, a predicted model, not a curated record